UGGCCUUGGCGCCUUGUAAUCAGGAAACUAAUCUAGUCUACCUCCUCUAAUGGUUGGACGUUUAUUUGUUGUGUGAGUAAACUCAAGGGUCGCAUUACAACAUAGAGAAAGUCAUAGCACUAAAAGGAAGCAAGGCUAAAAGGCCCCGCCAAACAGAUGUCAAAACGGACGAGUCCAAGUCGACCCCAGAAGGAAAUAUGCUGACGUACCAGUGAUUUUCUUAAGAGAGCAAAUCGUUGAGUCGUUUAAUCAUAUGUUGAUAAUCGUGAGUAUUACUCGGAGAAAACAAUCUUAUUUUCUUCACAAAAAUGUAUAAUGCGACCAACGCGACAGAAGCGCCCCAAGCUCAGAUGGACUUUGUAGUGGAACCGCUGGGUCUUCGAAUUUUUCGACUCACGGUGUAUGUGAUUAUAUUCUUGCUGGCAACGUUUGGAAACGCUCUCGUAAUUUUUGUGGUUUAUAAAACAAGAGAACUGCAUACAGUAACGGGUUUUCUAAUUGCUAAUCUUGCUGUGGCUGAUCUUGGAGUGGGGAUGCUUUGUAUUCCAUUCACUGUCGUGUAUUUUGAACUGGAUUUUCACUGGCCAUUUGGUGCCUUCAUGUGUAAGCUCCUUCCUGCGCUCAUGGCUUGCUUCGUUAUGGGAUCAGUGGGAACAAUGUUGGCAAUUUCAUUAGAUCGCCAUCAAUCCAUAGUGCAUCCAUUUGGUAUGCGCAUCACACGGUAUCAAGGCAAGCUGAUCAUGUUGUUAAUAUGGCUGAUAGCUCUUCUCCCAGCGCUCCCAAUGCUGGGAGUCAUGACUACUGAACCAUAUCGAGCAGGCGUCGCCUGUAAAGAGGACUGGCCAAGAACAACUGGAAUGCCCUACUCUAAAAUAUACUUAUUGUGCACUUUUGCCUUGACCUACGCUAUUCCUCUUCCAAUUAUGAUACUUAUCUACAUAAAGAUCGGUCUUAAACUUCGGAGAGCUAUCAAAGAGGGGGCUGAUAGACCGGGGUUUACACAGGCUCAGGCCACAAAACGGAUCAUCAAAAUGUUGGCAGCUGUGGUUGUUUGUUAUGCGUUAUGUUUCCUUCCUUUCCACACCCUGUAUUUCAUGAUGGACUUUGGAGGAUAUCAAUCCAGAUACGUGUACAUCAUGCAGUCCUACUUCCAAGUCCUGAUGUAUGGAAACAGCGCAACGAACCCAGUUUUGUACGCUUUCCUUGGAGACCAAUUCAAGAAAGGAUUUAGAAGAGCGAUUCGUGGUGGAAGCCAAAGAGGUUUUUACACACAGCGAAGCACUGUGAGCACUCGAGCUAGUUCAAUCCGUUAAAAAAAAGUUUGCACCCGCGAUGAGAUUUCCGAUGACCUGGCUAUUGUCACUCUACUAAGUUCUUUGAAGAACCUGAAUAAGAUCGUACAAGAACAAAGAUUAGGAGAUAUUGAUCGUAUGAGGUUCUUCUCCAAUCGCUAAACCAAACAUUUAUAAACGCACCACAUUAGGUGUCACAUGGAAUUGAUCCUUGGCAAGCCUUACAACAAGUCACUCGCAAAUGAAACGAUAAGAAGCGAUUAGAUGAUAGUUGAAGACUCUAGCUUUUGCAGACAUUGGACGACCACGAAAGCUUCUUAUGAGUUUUGUUACUUAGUUUGUGACUGGCACGCGCUAAAAUUUAGAAGUUCUAUUUUCGUUUUCAAAGUCCAGGAUUGUAUUUGUCAGCUUCAUUUGAAAGCUCGCGACCUCUGGGGAAGAGAAUGCUCACGUUCUAUAUCGGCAGAACUGAAACUUAUGAGCAAAUUAACUGCUGAGAAGGAUAAAACAGCCAAACCCGUAGAGAUGAAGAACUUCCUUAGCGCAUAAUCAGUUUCGUUUGAAUGUUCACGAUCAUUUCAAACUUGCAGGAAGCAACGUAGAUCUAGAAUGUAUAUGUGUUUCUCUUGCCUUAUGUAACACUUACGGUAAAUGCAAGAACUGAUCUAAUUUCUAGAAAGUGGAUGAGCGCGUCCGUUGUUGGCUGCUAAGGAAAGACACUGAGGUCAAAAUUUUUGAGGUGUGUUGGCUUUUGAAGUAGAUGCAUGCUUUGCACCACAAAUCUACAUCAAAUCCGUGCAUAAGCAAAUCUCUUUAUCUUCGGCCCAUCUGGCUGGGAAUCAGAAACUCUGGGGAGUGAAUCCCUGUGGGAUCAUGCAAUAGUCCUUUUUGCAGUUGUGGGCUUGGUGGCCAAGCCUUUGAACAGGAGUGAGGCUUAGGGUGACCUUGUUAUG
This is a messenger RNA of Stylophora pistillata, 2245 nucleotides long. Its product is annotated as neuropeptide FF receptor 2. Gene Ontology annotation, molecular function: G protein-coupled receptor activity. Gene Ontology annotation, cellular component: plasma membrane. The record is from RefSeq and is a predicted model, not a curated record. NCBI's taxonomy places the organism in Eukaryota, Metazoa, Cnidaria, Anthozoa, Scleractinia, Pocilloporidae. Gene Ontology annotation, biological process: G protein-coupled receptor signaling pathway.